AUGUCUGCGAAACAAUUCUCCAGCCAGCACCUCCACACCCUCAAAACACAUAAUGGCCCCGUCAAUGCCAUCACAUUCUCCAGCUCCCCGGGAACCUACCUGCUAACAGGAUCCUCCGAUCGCUCAAUCCACCUCGCGCGCGCAGUCCCCAGCAGCACGAACACGUACCCCGCAGAAUCCACCGCCCCAAUCCAACGCUACGAAGCCCACGGCUACUCCGUCCUCGACAUCGCCGUGACCGCAGAUAAUGCGCGCUUCGCCAGCGUAGGCGGAGAUCGCGCUGUCUUCCUCUGGGAUGUAGAACAGGGUAUUACAACGCGUCGCUGGAGCGGGCAUAACGCGCGUAUCGAAGCGGUGCAGUUUGCGGGUGAGGGGGAUGCGGUUGUUGUUUCUGGCAGCGCAGACACAACAAUAAACCUUUGGGACGCCCGCGCCUCCUCCCACAAACCCCUCCAGACCCUCCCCGAAGCCACCGAUACCGUUUCCACACUGCACGCGCAUAUGCCAUUAUACUCAAUAGUCAGCGGGAGCUACGACGGGCGCGUACGGAUCUACGAUAUCCGUAUGGGACAGACAACAGUCGACGUACUUGGUGCUCCGGUGACUAGCGUACGGUGCUCGGGGGAUGGAAAUGCGGUGCUUGUUAGUACGUUGGAUGGAAGGAUUAGGGUGCUUGAUCGGGGAGAUGGGAAAUUGCUCAAGGCUUUUCCGGGGGAGAAGGAAAGGGAUAAGGAGGGGGAAGGACCGGUAUAUCGGAACGAGGAGUUGCGGAUUCGAUCUGUUUUCGCUGUGAAUGAUGGGGUCGUGCUUAGUGGGAGUGAAGCUGAGAAGGGCGAGGAGGAUAAAGGGGCUUGGGGUGGACGGUUUGUCCAAGCAGGUAUUCAAUCGCAGUCCCAAUCUAAGAAGCAAGCUCAAGCGUAUGUGUUUGCUUGGGAUGUGUUGAGUGGUGAGGCUAUUGCGAGUGUUCCUGCUGGGGAGGGCGUGAGGGCUGUUAGUUGUGUGGCGUGGAAUGAGAAACGGGAGCAGUGGGCUGGGGGAUGUUCGGAUGGGACUGUUAAGGUGUAUGGUUGAUGGAUAUCCAGUGGUAUGGUUUUACAACUUUCUUUCCAUGGAAGGAUAUCCCUGGUGAUUCGUGAGACAGCAGCCAGUCACUCAAUCUCCUAUCAAGAUACUGGUUCAAGCCAUAGCAGGGUAUGGAAGACAACCCCGGCACUGGCAACCUGGACAACCCGUUAUCGUCCAGUGUGUUUAAUCUAAACUGGACGACUUCCUCCGAUGUCAGCGUGAUCACCAAGAAUACAAGCCUGACUACAAGUCCAGAUAUGAGAGAUGAAUAUAAUGAGUAGCGAACCGCUAUUUCUUCUGUCAUGUACUAUACAUACCCGCUCCAGCUGAAUCUUAAUACAUGGGUUCUGUUCACUUUUCUGUUCUGUUUUCCACGACACCACAACACCCAAGGCUCAAAAAAGAAAAAAAGAGAAAGAGAA
Aspergillus glaucus CBS 516.65 is the source of this 1487-nucleotide messenger RNA. RefSeq names its product WD40 repeat domain-containing protein. Bases 1 to 1071 code for a protein of 356 amino acids. Gene Ontology annotation, biological process: mRNA splicing, via spliceosome. Gene Ontology annotation, cellular component: catalytic step 2 spliceosome. The transcript has 4 exons. Lineage: Eukaryota; Fungi; Ascomycota; Eurotiomycetes; Eurotiales; Aspergillaceae. Gene Ontology annotation, molecular function: protein binding. The record is from RefSeq and is a predicted model, not a curated record.